AUGUUGGCGGUGCCGCGACGGAUGCUGACGCCGGCAUUGAGCUGUCCUUGCUCGUGUCUGUUGCGGAGGUCGGUGACGACCUCGAUGCUGUUGAUUCCGGCGUUUUCAGCCAGGGUUGUAGGAAUCACGUCGAGUGCCUCGGCAAACUCCUUCCAGCAGAACGACUCGGUUCCGGAAAGUGUUCGUGCCUCUUUAGUGAGAACACGGGCGAUUUCCACCUCGGGGGCACCUCCUCCGGCAAUAAGAGCCUUUUCCUUCACCAAACAACGGAUAACACAAAGAGCAUCGUGCAAAGAACGCUCGGAUUCAUCGAGAAUCAACUGGUUAGCACCUCUGCAGAUGAUGGAAACAGUGGAUGUCGAACCAGAGGCAGAACCGCUGCCGCUACCGGAACUACUAUCAGAUCCACUGCUAGCAGCAGUACCACUGACCUUAAUAACACGAGAUCCAGAAGACUCGACUUCUUCAACAAGAUCAGCGUAUCCUAAUCUGUCUUCAGUGAACGAGUCGAUGUCGGCAAUAGGACUACAGCCAGUACUCUUACAAAUGAAUUCGACCUCAUCUCUCUCAAUAUCCUUGACAACCAUGAUAUUCAGUUUGGAAAGGAAAUGCAGGGAAAGAUCAUUAACCGCAUCACGGAGAAUCGACUUCUGA
Sugiyamaella lignohabitans is the source of this 654-nucleotide messenger RNA. RefSeq lists its product as uncharacterized. Lineage: Eukaryota; Fungi; Ascomycota; Dipodascomycetes; Dipodascales; Trichomonascaceae. The transcript has a single exon. The record is from RefSeq and is a predicted model, not a curated record. The coding region runs from base 1 to 654 and encodes 217 amino acids.